Molecule: messenger RNA, 531 nt
Organism: Morchella importuna
Lineage: Eukaryota; Fungi; Ascomycota; Pezizomycetes; Pezizales; Morchellaceae
Exons: 3
Coding region: 1-531 (176 amino acids)
Source: RefSeq, a predicted model, not a curated record
AUGUCUAAUACAUCACCCAAAGAACCAAAGUUCCCCGAUCUCUCUCAAAUCGGCCUUGCGUUUGCUCAGGCAAUUACCUUCAUCAACUACCAGCCAUGCCCUGAUUUAGAUGAAAACGCUCGCCAGUGGCUUCUCAAGGCGGGGACGGGUAUGAUGGCCAACUUAAAGUCCGAACUAGACAAACUCAAAAAAAACAAAAAUAACCACAUCGACCUUCCCGCAUGGGCAUUGAACCCCGAAAAAGAAUUGAUCAUCUACAGUUUUCAGAUCCCAUACAUCCUAAUUGUGUACAAGGAUCAGUUCGAGACAUGUUUGGCAAACCUAUUAGAGGCCUGCGGUUUUGAUCCCAAACCGCUCCGUUGCUAUGGCUCUGUAGCUUUGAAAAUUAGGUUUCGUGAGGCCGGCUUAAGGAGACCUACAGAAGCUCAUAAACCCAAGGAGCUCUGUUCCGACAUGAAUGAAAAGAGGAAACCGAUCGAAUCAGUUAAGCAGUAUCCUCCUCCUCCCUCCAGGGCGUCUCCUCAAUCGUGA